UUGUGUACCUUAAAAAUUUUAAAAGGUCGCAAAAUGAAAACCAAAUUUAGUAAAUUCUUUUUAUAAUAUCAACUUUAUUUUUUCUAUUUCCUCACUAUUCGAAAUUAAAAUUAGACGCACACACUUUGACUUUUUUCUUCUAAAAAAUCCAUUUCUUAAACCUUGCAAAUGGCCGACGACAGGAGAAUCACGAUGCCCUCAGAGGCCGAGCUGCAAGCAGCGAUCGAUUCACUAAAGAAGAGCAAGCCCGAGCUCGGGGUCCUCCGUGUCUGCGCAAUGCUGCGCGAGUCAAACCCGACAUGGCAGCUGGGCGAAAAGCGCGUGCGCAAGUUCAUGAGCACAAUGGGGCUGAUCCAAACCGACCCAUCAUCUGCCAACACCACGGGUAAAGCGGCAGAAACAGUGCCCAAGAGUUUCCUCGCACCAGGCGAUUUUGUGCGCACAGUGGGUAAGGGCCAGGUGGAAGUCAAGUACAUCAACGGGACCAAGGGCAAGGGCGUGUUUGCAGUGGGCGAUUUUGCAGAGAAGACGCAGGUGUUUGAGGAAACUCCCUUUGCAUGGUACCCGCGAUGGGACACGGUCAGCAACACGUACCAUACCAAGGGCAAUGACGAGUGCCAGCUGUGUGCGCGCACGAUCCACCGCAGCGGAUACUCUGCGCGCGACCUACUGCGGCCGGUGAAAUGCAACAGGUGCUCGGCAUGGUUCUGCUCCAAUGUGUGCAGGAAGGAGGCCGAUGCCCGGUUCCAUCAGAUCGAGUGCGCCAAGAGCAACCCGCAUUUUGCACCCCUUGCCCAGGCCUGCCUGGAGUGGAGCUGGGGCGCGCCUAUGGCGGCGGCGCGCGCCAUUGAGCGGGUUCUUUUGGAGUUCGAGCAGAGCGCGGAGCGCGGUAAGCUGGCUUGGGAGUCAAUCAAGGCGUUUGCCACGGUGCGCGCUGAUGUCAUGGAUAAGCGGCGCAAGGGCGCGUCAUGGUUCCUGUACGAGCAGGACUACGAACACAAGUGGGCGACCACCCAUGAGCUGAUGAAGCGCGCAUUGUGCCCGCCGCCGGAUGCCUGCGGACUGACCCAGUUUGAUCGCAUCCCGAAGAAAAUCUUCAACGAGAUGUUCUCGUACAAUGAGUGGCUGGGGCUGAUUGGAAAGUAUAGCUUGAACGAUCAGAACGGCGGGUUUUACCUGCUCCAGAGCUGCUUCAACCAUAGCUGCGAUCCCAACUGCGUUGUCAUGCACCCUAAUGAUGGCAUGUACAGGGCGAUCAUAAAGACGCUGCGCCCGAUCAAGGCCGGAGAGGAGAUGCUGAUCAGCUACGUGAAUCCGCGCGACAACCUUGCCGCCCGCCAGCAGGCUUUGCGCGAGUGGUACAUGUUUGACUGCAACUGUGGGCGGUGCCAGAAGGAGGUGGCCGCUGUAGCUGGGUCCGCAUGAGCGGCUUUGCCGAACAUUAUAUUAUAACGUGGUUCUCUUUACAAGCAA
This is a messenger RNA of Kickxella alabastrina, 1473 nucleotides long. RefSeq lists its product as uncharacterized. NCBI's taxonomy places the organism in Eukaryota, Fungi, Kickxellomycota, Kickxellomycetes, Kickxellales, Kickxellaceae. The record is from RefSeq and is a predicted model, not a curated record. The transcript has a single exon. The coding region runs from base 169 to 1425 and encodes 418 amino acids. Gene Ontology annotation, molecular function: protein binding.